CAGCAGGAGGGGUGAGGUGGCCAGCCGCUGAUCCACCGGUAUCAUGGCUUCCUAACAGGAGGGGGAACCGAUUGAGAGGAAAACAAGGAUUUCUGUUGAAUGCCCGACAGAUCAUUAUCGCCCUUUCCAGAACCUGAGAUUGGGACAGAGGGGCUCGGCCUCCCUUUUAGCCCCCCACGGCCGCCCCUGGGAUCCAGGAUAUACUUUUUAUUUUAUUGGUGAAUUUCCAUUCGUGAACCGUGGAAGAUGGCCGACCCGGCGGAGUGCACCAUCAAAGUGAUGUGCCGUUUUAGGCCCCUGAACAGCUCCGAGGUGACGAGAGGCGACAGAUACAUUCCCAAGUUUCAAGGGGAAGAGACCGUUGUGAUCGCGGGUAAACCAUACAUGUUUGACAGAGUGUUUCAGUCAAAUACAACACAGGAACAAGUGUACAAUGCCUGCGCCCAGAAGAUUGUAAAAGAUGUUCUGGAGGGAUACAAUGGAACAAUUUUUGCAUAUGGACAGACAUCAUCUGGCAAAACACACACCAUGGAGGGGAAUCUCCAUGACACAGAUUCAAUGGGCAUCAUCCCCAGGAUAGUUCAAGACAUUUUCAACUACAUCUAUUCCAUGGAUGAAAACUUGGAGUUUCAUAUCAAAGUUUCAUAUUUUGAAAUCUACUUAGACAAGAUCCGGGACCUUCUGGAUGUGUCAAAGACCAAUUUGUCAGUGCAUGAAGACAAAAACAGAGUACCCUACGUCAAGGGCUGCACUGAGAGGUUUGUCUGCAGCCCAGAGGAGGUCAUGGAUACAAUCGAUGAAGGCAAAUCUAACAGACAUGUAGCAGUUACAAACAUGAACGAGCACAGCUCCAGGAGUCACAGCAUCUUCCUGAUAAACGUCAAACAGGAGAACACUCAGACAGAGCAAAAGCUCAGUGGCAAACUCUACCUGGUGGAUCUGGCUGGAAGUGAAAAGGUCAGUAAAACAGGAGCAGAGGGAGCUGUCCUGGAUGAAGCAAAGAACAUCAACAAGUCUCUGUCGUCCCUGGGAAACGUCAUCUCUGCUCUGGCUGAAGGAACGGCCUACAUCCCAUACCGAGACAGCAAGAUGACCCGUAUCCUGCAGGACUCGCUGGGUGGUAACUGUCGAACCACUAUUGUUAUCUGCUGCUCGCCUUCCUCCUUUAAUGAGGCCGAAACCAAAUCCACUCUCAUGUUCGGACAAAGAGCAAAGACUAUCAAGAACACAGUCACUGUCAAUGUUGAGCUGACAGCAGAGCAGUGGAAGCAGAAGUAUGAGAGGGAGAAGGAGAAGAAUAAGACCUUGAGGAACACCAUCACCUGGUUGGAGAACGAGCUCAACCGCUGGAGGAAUGGUGAGAGCGUGCCAGUGGAGGAGCAGUUUGACAAGGAGAAGGCCAACGCCGAGGUGCAGGCCCUGGACAACGUAAUUAAUGACAAGCCAGCCUCCACGCCCAACGUGCCCGGUGUUCGCCUCACCGACGUGGAGAAGGACAAAUGUGAGGCUGAGCUGGCCAAGCUUUACAAACAGCUGGAUGAUAAGGAUGAGGAGAUCAACCAGCAGAGCCAGCUGGCCGAGAAGCUGAAGCAGCAGAUGCUGGACCAGGAGGAGCUUCUAGCCUCUUCCCGCCGUGAUCAUGAGAAUCUACAGUCAGAGCUGAACCGCCUGCAGGCGGAGAACGAGGCCUCCAAGGAGGAGGUGAAGGAGGUGCUGCAGGCUCUGGAGGAGCUGGCUGUCAACUAUGACCAGAAGAGCCAGGAGGUGGAGGAUAAGACCAAGGAGUUUGAGGCCAUCAGCGAGGAGCUCAGCCAGAAAUCAUCCAUCCUGUCGUCUCUGGACUCUGAGCUCCAGAAGCUGAAGGAGAUGUCCAACCACCAGAAGAAGAGGGUGACUGAGAUGAUGUCAUCACUGCUCAAAGAUUUAGCCGAGAUCGGUAUCGCAGUGGGCAGCAAUGACAUCAAGCAACAUGAGGGUGGCAGCGGCCUGAUAGACGAGGAGUUCACGGUGGCUCGUCUCUACAUUAGUAAGAUGAAGUCAGAGGUGAAGACCAUGGUGAAACGCUGCAAGCAGCUGGAGAGCACUCAGUCAGAGAGCAACAAGAAGAUGGAUGAGAACGAGAAGGAGCUGGCUGCCUGCCAGCUGCGCAUCUCCCAGCAUGAGGCUAAAAUCAAGUCGCUGACUGAGUACCUGCAGAACGUGGAGCAGAAGAAGAGGCAGCUGGAGGAGAACGUGGACUCUCUCAAUGAAGAACUUGUCAAGCUCAGUGCUCAGGAGAAAGUCCAUGCAAUGGAGAAAGAGAAUGAGAUCCAGACUGCCAAUGAAGUCAAGGAAGCAGUGGAAAAGCAGAUCCAUUCCCACCGUGAAGCUCACCAGAAACAGAUCAGCAGCCUGAGAGAUGAGCUGGACAACAAAGAGAAACUCAUCACUGAACUGCAGGAUCUGAACCAGAAGAUCAUGCUGGAGCAAGAGAGGCUCAGAGUGGAGCACGAGAAACUCAAAUCCACCGACCAGGAGAAGAGCCGCAAGCUACAUGAGCUUACGGUGAUGCAGGACAGAAGGGAGCAGGCCAGACAGGACCUGAAGGGUCUGGAAGAGACAGUGGCCAAGGAGCUGCAAACACUGCACAACCUGAGGAAACUCUUUGUCCAGGACCUGGCCACCAGAGUGAAAAAGAGCGCUGAAAUGGACUCAGACGACACAGGUGGGAGUGCUGCACAGAAACAGAAAAUCUCCUUUCUUGAGAACAAUCUUGAGCAGCUCACCAAGGUUCACAAACAGCUGGUGCGUGAUAAUGCAGACCUGCGCUGUGAGCUUCCUAAACUGGAAAAGCGCCUUCGUGCUACGGCUGAGCGGGUCAAGGCCCUGGAAUCUGCUCUGAAGGAGGCGAAGGAGAACGCUGCCCGCGACCGCAAGCGCUACCAACAGGAAGUGGACCGCAUCAAGGAGGCCGUCAGAGCCAAGAAUAUGGCCAGAAGGGGACAUUCAGCCCAGAUCGCCAAACCCAUCCGGCCUGGGCAGCAGCCAGUGGCAUCUCCCACCCACCCCAACAUCAACCGCAGCGGAGGAAGCUUCUACCAGAACAGCCAGACGGUGUCCAUCAGGGGAGGCAGCGGCAAACCAGACAAGAACUGAGGAGCAGCAGGAUAGAAGGACAACACCACAGAAGAAGCCAAUAUGAAACCCCCCUGCCCACCCUGACAACCUGUCAUUCCAUUACAGCGAACAGGCUCCUCGUCGCUGCUUUGGAGCCAAGAAGGAGUUUCUGAAUUAUAAAUAUAUAUAUAUAAAUAUUCCUGGCCUGUACAGCUCCAGCCCCCUCCCUCUCCCCCCCCCCCCCCCCCCCCCCCCCCCCUCACCACCACCUCCACCCACUCUCCCACAUCCCCGACUUUCACCACGACUUAUCUCUUUUUCUCUUACUGGAUAUAAUUAAAAGAAAAAAAAAAAACAACAAAUUUAAUUUACAAAAAGGCAAGAUAAUAUUCUUAUCCACCGAACCAAACGCAGUCUUGAGCGCAGCCUCGGCGAGCGAAACCGUGUGCGACUCAAAUGUGUAGCUUCGGUUUCGAUUUUGUUUUGCACAGUCUGUCGUCAUCGUGCGAGUAGUUCUGCACUGUGCCAAGCUGAAUGUAACGGUAGCAUCCGAAUAAAAAAACAAAAAAAACAAACAUCUUAAACAAAAAAAAAAAAAAGAAAGGAGACCCUACCAAGAGAAAUAGCUUGACCCUAUAGGCUAACCUCUGUACAUUUCACGAUUACUAUUAUUGGUUGUUAACCACACUUUUCUCUGGCUAGAUUUUACAUGCUUCUUUAAGGAAAAAAAACUACAAAAAAACUGUACGGUUUUGAAUUGACUAGGUGGCGUUGAGCACUACUGUUCUGUCCCGUCUUGUUGUACAGAUGUAAAAUUGGCACUACUGCACAAGCCUCCCUGGAGAGAGAGCUGAAUGGAAAUCAGGGAACAGCUGAAGAGAAGGAUUAAAAAAAAUGACAGCCAAGACGUGCGACAGUGUACUGUAGUAUGUAUUUAACUAAAUACCUGUGGAGGCCAAUUGUUUUUAUCAUUAAGUUAAAAUAAAACCUAUACUCGUUAUUGGUGACUUCAUGCGAAGGAUGUAAAGAAUGUAGGAAGGAAGGAAAGAAGGAAAGAGGAGGAUGAUCCGGUUGUCAAAACAAACUUCCACCUUUUUUAGCAUAGCCUAUGCUAAGUAGCUAAAUGUACUGUUUUUACUCCUCUCAGUGGUUGAUAAUGCUGUGUUAAUGGACGCUAUUUAUAUCUCUGCGCAUUGGAGCACAUAGUCUGCAGGCAUAUAGACUGAGAUAGCACACACAAUGCUUGUCCUGUCCUAGCUGGGUCGCUGUCACUCAUCCCCAUUCACUCAGAUAUUCAGGAUCUUUUUGUUUUUUGUUUUUUAGUUGUAAACCUAACCUGUCAGGAACUGUUUGAUCCCUGCCGUAUCACGAUAUCUAUCUAUCAAGGGUGCCUCGCUUCGAUAUAUAUUUUAUUUUUGUCUUCCCUCCCACACCCCUUUUUUUUGUGGUUUCUUCAAAGAUUUUGGACCUGUAACUGUACGUGCCCCUUUGGUUGUAAAUUUGCAGAAAGCAAUGUGUUUUGCUGGGUUUUAUGUACUGUAUCUUUUCAUUGUUCCAUAGAUCACGUAGAUGCAUAUUUAGAGGGGAACGGCGGGCAGGGGGGUAGGGUGUCAGACGAUGGGUCAGACCCUUGCCGCUGAUCAACCAGUCAGGAGAGCAGGGUCUGUAAUUGCACAAAAAUUUUCUGUCAUCAUCUGGAGGAAGGGUUUAUUUAACUAUAUCUAGUGAGGGGUGUAGGAUUUAUUUUGUGUUCUGUUGUCUCUGUUGUAAUUUUUUAGUUUUCUUCAUGAUUUAUUUUCUUUUUAAUUCCCACCGCAGUUUUUUUUUCUUUUGUUUCGUUCUUAACCCUGUGAAGCCCCAGUGCAUUGGCGAAGAUCUUGUUGUGAUUGUAACCCCUGCAUGAGAACACUAACAUCUUGUGCAAGUGCAAUAUACUGUAAAAUACACUGUAUAUCAGUCGACUGGCAGGUGUGAUCAGGGUGUCUAAGCAGCAGUGGUAAUUCUGCCGUACGAAGUCAAAGCCCUGCCCCUCUUCUCUGUUAGCUUCGGUUUCACUAACUUGGUGUAUUGACGGCUUCUUUUGUUGCUGUUUCUGAAGAGCUGAAAUCUUUUUCUGCCAAUAUUCAGAGAUUAAUGGGUAUCUACUGAUGUACUGGGCAGUAAACUCCCUGUAAGAUGUCAAUAUGGUAAAACUUUACUAUUGAGUACAGUAUUAGUUAAGAAUAAACAUAUAUAUUUCACUUUUUAGACAUAAAUUAAAGAAACCUGUUGCAAAAAAAAAGCAUUUUUGGCUGAUACUAGUGAAACAAAUCUAGCUUGAAAAGGGGGAUGGGAGUUUGGCUUUCUCUAGUAGGAUGUCAUACUAAAACCUGUCGUCUUGUAACAGGAAAGUUAGGUUUAAUAGCACUUCUUCACAAUAUCUGCACUCAGAAAAACACUCCAUAUGUGGCUGUUUUUGACUGGAGGAAAAAAGACGUUUCCAAUGUCCUGUAAAUGGAACCGUUUGUUGACAGCAAAUAAUUUAAAUGGUAAAAACUACUUUCUACAGACUGCCGGGAGGAGUAGCUCCCACGCAUCUAUGACAGGACAGUGUUUGGUGUCUAUCGAGAUGGUUUAUUCCCUCUGUGUUAUCUUCUAGAUUAGUUAAGCCUUUGCAGCAUGGACCUCAAAAUGUUUAUCCUUUGACCUUCCACCAAAACUUGAUUUGAAAUGGGGAAAAACGGUUAAAUACAAACGGCAAAGAAUAUUUGUGGUGUUUUCCUAAAUUGAAAUGAGUUUUGCAUUAAUUCUAAAUUUGAAAAAACAAAAGUGAAUCCACUUUUUUUUUAUUACUGUGUAAUAGUUGGUCAGUUUUUAAAGGACAGUUUUGAGGAUCCAUCAGUGGACAAGGUACUGGAUCAUUCCUGGAGAACUGGGGCACAAAUAGCAGGGCUCUGAUAUGGACAGAGAUGGGAAGUUAAUGAGAUCACAGUUUUGGAUUGACUGCAUGAUGUAAAUGUAUGUGUGAUUAAAUAAUUAUGACAAAACUCUUCUA
Messenger RNA from Seriola aureovittata, 6130 nucleotides. RefSeq names its product kinesin-1 heavy chain. NCBI's taxonomy places the organism in Eukaryota, Metazoa, Chordata, Actinopteri, Carangiformes, Carangidae. The transcript is spliced from 26 exons. Gene Ontology annotation, molecular function: microtubule motor activity; microtubule binding; ATP binding. Bases 247 to 3135 code for a protein of 962 amino acids. The record is from RefSeq and is a predicted model, not a curated record. Gene Ontology annotation, biological process: microtubule-based movement.